UUCAACACACGACAACAGUCCAGGACGUGCAAAAUGAAGAACAUCUUCCUGCUCAUCAUCCUGAUUUCAGGUUGCAAGGAUUCAUUUGGAAAAAAACGAUGCCUGAAAGAUGUGACUGAAUUUACAUGCAGUAAAAAUGUGAAAAUAUUUACUUCCACAAUUAACUCAGAGCAAAACAAUCAUAUUGAUGUAUGCAAAGAAAGAUUUAACUCCCUCCUGUUCCAUUACAAAAGCAACAGCGUCAGUUUGACUGUAAUGUCAAAACAACACAUCGGUGAAAUUUUAGAAGUAAAAGCAGACAGCUGUAGCUCAUCAACAGCUAAAAAGCACACAAUAUGUAAUUAUCCAGGUCGAAACCAGCCAAAAAUCCAGUUUAGGUGCAAGUCCAAGGAUUUUGUCUGUGAAGAAUUAUCCCCACAAUCAUAUCAAGUUUCAAAUGGUGAAUUUACAGAAUUAAUCCAUGAAGGGCUCCCACACAAAUAUUUUUAUUCAUGUAAAAUGGAGAGGAGAAAAGCAGAAAAUCUUUAUGAUGGAUUCAUUCUAACAAUUACUGAUAUUGUAACUUUCACAAAAUCACCAAUUAUUGGAGAGAACCUCGACUACUUUUGCAAAUAUGAUGACAAAGACCAAAACCUUGGUAAAUUUGUCUGUAAGGGAGAGGAUCCGACCAAUUGUGAUGUUGUCAUACACACCAAAAUUGCAGAUAAAAAAUCCAGGUUUACAAUAGAGAAUAAUAAGAAAGGUAAUAUCACUAUAACAAUGAAAGACUUAAGAGCCAUCGACUCUGGUACAUACUGGUGUGGAGCAAAUACGUCCAACCGCCAAAUAUUCAUAAGCCGACUCUUCUUGAAUGUAGUCACAACACCCACAUCUCCUCCUACUUCAUCUACGUCUUCAGGUACUUCUGGUGGCUUGAGUUCAGAGGCGAAAACAUCAAUCAUCAUGACAGCAGUUGGAGGGACGCUGAUUAUUUUGCUGAUAGUUACGUUUUCUCUGUACAAACGAUGUCUUUGUUCAGAUAAAGCAGAAAACAGAUCUGGAGAACAACAUCCCACAGAGGACUGCAUAUAUGAAGAGAUACCAGAUGGCCUGGAGACAAAAGUGGGCACCGUUUAUGCCACAGUCAACUUUUCACCUAACGACCCAGCUUCAUUGCAUUAUUGUACUAUCAAUUUUCAAAGCGGUUCCACCAAAACCGCUGAUGGAGAAGCUCAGAUCAUGGAACCCUCCUCAUCCUCUUGUCAGUAUUCUGCCAUAAAGUUGAGCCAAAACUCAGCUUCCCUCAGUGGUCCACCAACCAAAUGUACAGGCGAACCGCUUUACUCAGCAGUCAAGAAGUAACAAUAGAAAAUGAACGAAAAAAAAACAAAGAUGUAAAAGAUUGGAGGACAUAAGUUUUAUUUCAUCAGGGCAAACAUUGUAAAUACUUUCAAGCUGUAAUCAGUUGAUGUUUUAAAAUAUGAUACAUGACAUCUGACUUGUAGUGCAAUGAUGGAGAUCAGUAUUAAAGUUUGGUUUCUCUGUUCUC
Messenger RNA from Poecilia reticulata (guppy), 1528 nucleotides. The record is from RefSeq and is a predicted model, not a curated record. NCBI's taxonomy places the organism in Eukaryota, Metazoa, Chordata, Actinopteri, Cyprinodontiformes, Poeciliidae.